Melampsora larici-populina 98AG31 is the source of this 831-nucleotide messenger RNA. RefSeq lists its product as uncharacterized. The transcript has 2 exons. Lineage: Eukaryota; Fungi; Basidiomycota; Pucciniomycetes; Pucciniales; Melampsoraceae. The coding region runs from base 1 to 831 and encodes 276 amino acids. The record is from RefSeq and is a predicted model, not a curated record.
AUGCCAACACCUCUUGGGUCUCAUGCCACUGGCCUAGGACGAGAUCACAUCCUGUGCGCAUGUCCUCAACUAGGAUGCUCACAACAGACUAUAGAGUUCAUGGGCCAAGUUCAUCAAGGUGAAUUGUUCAGUCGGAAAAGUUAUCCUAAGCACCACAAUCAGAUCAAUAGGCUUUCAAUGCCCAGCCAAUCCGUGCAUCACCCGACUAACAAAAUCACAACACCAAUGCAACAAUUGGCACUUGGACCCCUCCCUCAUGUUACUGGUUCAACUAUUGAAGGACCAGUUGCAUCCACUAGUCAAGCACCACCACCACCAACUCUUGCACCAAUUGGAGCUGCAAUCCCCAUACGAACCAAAAAACGACCUCGCAAUGAUGAUGAAGACGACAAAGUCAUAUUGGUUCAACCAAGCUCAAAAGCACCCCGACAAGAACCAGUUCACACCCAAAUUACGACUUCAACUCCACGUAGAUUCUUGCAGGAUCCUCUCUGCAUGCGAGAAAUGUUCAAAGUUGCCAAGGAACACCUCUUUCAUCACGUUGGGGUCAAAGCUUGUCAAACAAGUCUGGCCAAAGCUAGAGAGUCUGUAAAAGAACACAAGCUUGCACAAGAUCCAACCACCAAACAGAAAGUUUGGACCCAGAUCCCCCUUGGCCUUCCCGCACUUUUCAAGCUCUUGAAACUCGAGACGUCCAUCCAAUCACAACUGUGUUGCCCAUUCUGUUGUGCUUUGUCUUCAAUUCAAGCACCUUUACCACGCAAUGCAUCACCAGCUCCACUCUGUGAUGUCCCACGAUUCACUACGAAAGCAUCAACUACUCUUCCCUGA